This is a messenger RNA of Colletotrichum karsti, 1335 nucleotides long. RefSeq lists its product as uncharacterized. NCBI's taxonomy places the organism in Eukaryota, Fungi, Ascomycota, Sordariomycetes, Glomerellales, Glomerellaceae. The record is from RefSeq and is a predicted model, not a curated record. The transcript is spliced from 2 exons. The coding region runs from base 1 to 1335 and encodes 444 amino acids.
AUGCAGCGAUCCGGCGCAACACCCGCGACUGCCAAUGCACCCUUCUUCUCGACGUCCUUCUUUUCUUCCUCCUCAAAGUCCCGUCCUGGCACCUCCUCAGGAGAGCAACAACCGCCACAGCAAUCGCAGUCGCAACCACCUCCGCAGCCCUCGCCCUUCUUCCCGCCGCCUCUACAGUAUCCCGCCGGCCCCAACGUCUUGACCAAAGACCGCAAGAGCUCCUUUGGCCGCAAGCCCUCCUUCAGCUCCCCCUCCAAAUCCUCGAAGCGACGCGCCAACAGCUCCAGCUCCGGUGGAGGAGGCAAUGUCGUAGUCACCGACCGAAACGUACCUCCCGCCCUUCCCGACUUUGCCCUCGCCGCCGCUGCGAAGAUCACUCGCGACGCCGACAAUAUCCAAAGCCCCGCCUCCGCCGACAGCUUCUCCAAGAUGCUCAGCCGCUCGCACACCGGCUCGACGAGCCUCGCCCCCGACAGGCUACAGCCUCCGCCGGCCUCGGCGACGCAUCCCAACAUGUGGCAGUCGAGCGAGUCUGUCGUGCUGCACAUGCAGAUGCAGGAGAUUGCCAACAAGAGGAUAUCCACCUUGGACUACAUCCGCAAGGCCCACGAGGGCCGCGUGUACUGGUUUAACACUAUCCUCUUUGACAAGCCCGACCUCCAGCGAAUGCCAUCCUUUGACCAACGGAAACUCGCCCGCCGCGCCACAAACUACCUCCUCCUCGGUCUCUCCCUCCCCACCAUCGUCGACCUGUACGCCAACACACCCAUCGAAUUCCUCCGCAGUCUCAACAACCUAUUACAAGAGUUCGAAUCCUUUCAACAGCUUCACGGCGAGGGCGGCAGCUCCACGAGCUCACUGUCGCGUGCGCGCCUGCCGCAGAUGUUCCGUCGCCAGGGCGGCAAGUCACGGCGCAGCGCGAGCGGCGCCAACGACAUCGGCUACCCGGGCGACGACGGCAGCUCCGGAGGCAUCGGAUCCUCGUCGAGCGCGAGCGCGAGCGUCAUGUCAUUCGCGUCCAGCGACAACGACCUGCUCCCCGGCGAGGUCUACACACACCUCCUCACGCCGUCUCUUCCCUUCGAGCCGGACUUUUUCGAGACCUUUGCGACGCUGUGCGAGGUGCUCAUCGACGUGUACACAAAGGUGCUGACGCUGGUGCCCACACCGAGUCAGACGACGGCCCCCGUGGCGGAGCUGUUCGCAAAGGCGGACGCCAAGGUGCGCAAGAUCAUUGUGCAGGGCGUCGUCAAGGAGUUCGAGGACAGCAGCAGGGCGCACAUCAAGACGGAAGUUGCUAAUAUCGGCAAGGUUGUGCUUGGUGGACUAAUGUGA